AUGGAUGACGAUGAUAAAAGAAAAACAGCCCCACCAGGUGUUGUUAAUCUAAAUAAUUCAUCAACAUCUACAGCAAAUGGUGUAAAACCACCAAUUAGAUCGUCAAUGAUAACAAGAUCAUCAACAGUAUCAGCAUCAGAUAAUUCACUUUUAACAAAAACAAAUCAACCCAAUGGUACAAAUCUUAAUAAUAAUAGUCCUCAAAGAACAAACCCACCAGUAAGAUCAGCAUCAAUGAUUGUUAAAAAUUCAACAGAUACUGCAACAUCACCAGUUCAAUCAGCUCAACCAUCACAACCAUCACCUCAGCAACCAUCAAUACAAGAAAAGAAGGUUCCACCAAAAGUUACACCAAGAACAUCAUUGUCAUCAUUAUCAAUUAAUAAAGUUCCAGUUGGUCAAAACGAAAAUAAUUUAAACGCUAAUAAUAAUACAAACAAUAGUAGUAAUAUUAAUAAAUCACCAAUCCAAUCUAGAGCGUCAGUUGUUACGAAUAAUGGUAAUGAAGUAUCACCAUCAGCAUCACCAGCACUUUGUAAUUCAAAUAGUUUAGAAAGCAUUAACGAUAAUUCAAGUGAGGGAUCAGAGUUAUUAAAUAAAUAUUUAAAUGAUGAAACUACUGAUGCACAAACUAAUGAAAAUGAAGAUGAUACCGAUGAAGAAGGAGUUGAGGAAGAAGAGGAGCUGCAUGCAGAGUUUUUAAGUGAAAUGGGUUUAGGUAAUGAAGAAACUAUUAAUGCACUUAAAGAGGCAGAGUUAAAAGAAAUGGAAUUAUUAGCUGGUGGUACUAAAUUUAGAAUUACUAGAAGUUUUGUUGGUAUUCAAUCUCAAUCUCAAGCCCCCAGAUCUGGUAGUUUAUUUGAACCAUAUAAUAGGGCUUCCGUAAUUAAUCAAAAUACCAGACCAAUCAGUAUUGCUAACAACCAUAAUGCAUCAUCUAAACCACCAAUGUCUCCAAAUACUCAACAACCAUCACAGCAAUUAUCAGGAUCACCAACUAAAACUGGCAGUAAUUUACAAAUUAAAACACAAAAUGGUAAAGUUAUGAAUAAUCCAAGAAUUUCAAUAAUGAUCCAUCAAAGAGCACCACCAAGAAAACCAUUACCUCCAACACCACCAAGAUCGAAACCAGCACCAAAUUUACAAGAAGAUCCAGCUAUGGUCAAAGCUGCAAUUAAGAUUCAAAGAGCUUACAGACGUCACAAACAAUGUUUACCACUUAUAAAAUUAAAAUUAUUAUAUAGAUACAGAUGGAAUAUAGUGCAAGAAAUCUAUAAUACAGAAAAAACUUAUUUAUCAACAUUAAAACAAUUAUCAACACAUUUUAUAGACCCACUAAGAAAGAGCAGUCUUAUUAGUCAGGAGGAUGUAAAAUUUAUAUUUGGUGGUAUUGAUAGUAUUUAUGUUAUUAAUAAUACAUUGUUAUCAAGUUUGGAAACAGUAUUGGAUAAAUGGACACCAUACUCUAUAUUGGGUAGUUGUUUUACAACCAUGGGUGUUUACUUAAAAGCUUAUACUGAUUAUGUAAAGAAUUUUGAUUUUGGUCUUCAACGUAUUUCACUAUGUGCAAAAGACUCAAAAUUUGCAGCAUUUAUUAAAGCGGCUGAAGAAAAAACAACACCACGUUCAAGAUUAGAGUCAUUGUUAAUUACACCAGUGCAAAGAAUUCCACGUUAUGUAUUAUUACUUCAAGAUUUAUUAAAACAUACUGAGGGAUCUCACCCAGAUUUCCCCCAUUUAACUAAAGCUUUAGAAUUAGUCAAGGGUAUUGCAAUGUCAAUUAAUGAUACCAAAAGACAAUCUGAUAAUUCCCUAAAAGUUGUUGAAGUUCAAAAUAAACUAAUUGGAAAAUGUCCAAAUCUUGUUAUUGCCGAAAGAAGAUAUGUGUUUGAGGGUUAUCUUUUAGUUGGGGAUUUAUAUAAUAAAUCUAAAAGAGUUUAUGUAUUUUUAUUUAAUGAUAUUUUAAUUUUUUCAAAACCUACAUCCAAUAAAAUUUUUAAUAAUAAAUCAAAGUUCAAAUUUUUAAAAUGUGAAGACCUAUUUCCAUGUCCAAUGUUAACAGAUAUCCCAAAUAAUCCCUCAAUGAUUAAUUGUUUUGAAAUUUUAUUACAAAAUGUUGAACUAAGAUUCUUUGCAGAGUCACCAGAAUCGAAAACUCAAUGGUUAAAUUAUCUUCAAAAAGUAUUUUUUGAAAUUGGUGCUCAACAACAACAAAAUGAAAAAUUAGUAAAUUAUAAAAAAGCAGAAGAAAAAGCAAAUGAUUUUAAAAAAUAUAUAGAUUUCCAAUACACAGCAUUAAAAUUAAAAGGUAAAACAGGUAGAGGCGCAACAUUAGCAGGUUCAAUGAAUUUGAAUGAGUCACAACAACAAGAUGUUAGUUCAAAUGAUUUAUCAAGUAGUGUAAAUAUUAAUAAUAACAGCGAUAAUUUGGUUGGUAGCGGUAGUGAUUUAGAUACAAACGUAGUAAUUGAUAAUCAACAAAAUCAACAACAACUUCAAAACCAAUCACUUCUAAAUAAUUCAAAUUCUUCAUCACCACAACAAUCAUCACCACAGUUAUUAUCUCAACAAUCAUCGCCACAAUUACAACAACAUCUACAACAACAACAAUCAUCUCCACAGUUAAGACAAUAUCCAAAUUUAUUGAGACAAACAACAUUCCAUAAAAUGUCAUAUCAAACCAGAAUGGAAACUAUUAAGGAUGCUGAAGAAAAAACUCAACAACUUUUAUUAGAAGAACAAAAGAACCAGGAAAUGUUAACCAAACAAACCAAUGAAGAGAACAAAAAAAUUCAUAAAGAGCAACUAAAUGAAAUUUAUAAAGGUGCAACAGUUGGUAGAUCAUUCUUUAAAUCAUCUUCGGGUACAAUUGUUGGUGGUACAGCAAAUGGUAAUAGUGGUGGUGAUCAUGAUGAAAAUAAUAAUAACAAUAAUUUACCUCAAAAAUAUGAUACUGUAAAAACAUCCAAAUCAACAGGUGCUCCAUCACUAAAUAAAAUAUUUUCCAAUUUUUCGACCAGUUCAAAACUAGAUAAAGAAAAGGAAAAGGAAAAGGAGAAAGAAAAAGAAAAACAAGAAAAAGAAGAUAAGAAGAAAACGAUUCAAGUUCAAAAAUCAUCAUUAAAUUUAAAAGCUCUAAACACUGAAUUGGCCCAGAUUAAUAAUAAUAAUAUUAAUAACAAAAAAUAA
Messenger RNA from Dictyostelium purpureum, 3189 nucleotides. RefSeq lists its product as uncharacterized. The transcript has 8 exons. Lineage: Eukaryota; Evosea; Eumycetozoa; Dictyosteliales; Dictyosteliaceae. Gene Ontology annotation, molecular function: guanyl-nucleotide exchange factor activity. The record is from RefSeq and is a predicted model, not a curated record. Gene Ontology annotation, biological process: intracellular signal transduction. Bases 1 to 3189 code for a protein of 1062 amino acids.